AUGAAGUCAUUGAUUUGGGCAUUGCCUUUUAUUCCGCUGGCAUACGGCAAUAGCAAUUCCUCGUCAUGUCGUUGCCAACCGCACCAGAGCUGCUGGCCCUCAGAACAAGAAUGGAACUCUCUCAACAGUACCAUCAACGGAAACCUAGUAGCCGUACGGCCUAUUGCAGCAGUCUGUCAUGAAGGUGGCCGGAAUAGCUCGGCCUGUAAGGAAGUCACGGCGGCCUGGACGAACUCGACCUGGCGAGCGGCGCAGCCCGGUGCCGUACAGUGGGAAAAUUGGGAGUCCUGGCCGGAGCAUAAUGAGACUUGCUACAUCGAGAGUCCACGAAACAUGCCGUGUGGGCAGGGCCAGAUCUCCCUCUAUUCGACACUCGCCAAAUCAGCAUUUGAUAUCCAGGAGACGGUGAAGUUCGCAAAGCAAUAUAACCUUCGUCUCGUGGUCAAGAACUCAGGGCAUGAUUUCCUGGGUCGUGCUUCCGCCCCAGGGUCACUGCAGAUCCUUACCAAUGGGAUGAAGGAUAUCAAGAUUGUGGACAAGUUCACUCCGGCUGUUACAAUAGCCGCCGGUGUCAGUCUGCAGGAGUUGUACGCUGCUGUCGCCGCGAGGAAUAGAACCGUUGUUGCCGGAACUUCUCACACGGUUGGUGCUGCAGGGGGAUAUAUUCAAGGUGGUGGACAUUCUGCCCUGGGACCAUGGAAGGGGAUGGCUUCGGAUAAUGCCCUUGAGUUCACCAUCGGGACUGCUAAUGGAGAGCUAGUUGUAGCAAAUGAGUACCAGAACAAAGACCUAUUCUGGGCUCUCCGAGGUGGAGGCGGGGGUACCUUUGGAGUCGUCGUAAGCGUCACAGUCCGCACAUUCGACGACGCACCCCUUAUCCUAACCAACCUCAACAUCACAACCUCAGUGGGGAACCCUCAAUAUUGGGAUGCCCUGACGGACUUCCACGCAUCUCUGCCAAGGAUAAACGACGCCAAAGGCGCCGGAUAUUACUGGAUGGUUCCCGAUAUCAAGUUAUCAGAGAACACCAGCGUCUCAACAUUAACCCAAGUUUCAUCUUCCCCAAUCAAACAGACACAGCACAGAUUGACAUACGCCUCCUACGCAAUCCCGAGCGUCGGCUUCAUCUUUUCCAACAUUUUCCUCACUGGCAGCUCCGACCAAACAGGUGGCGUGAGCUUAUUAGGCUCAAGGCUCUUCUCCAGGGACCUUUUGUCAUCCAACAAUGGCUCCAGAAAACUAACCUCCGCGCUGCGCUCCAUCCGUGUUGAUCCCGGCUCAGCCAUCCUCGGCCAUCUCGUAGCUGGCGGCGCCGUAGCAAACAACGCAGGAAAGGUAGACAGUGCGCUGAACCCUGCGUGGAGGAAAGCAAUCACUCAUAUCGUAAUACCCCGGGGCUGGGAACCGAACGCCACUUUGGCUGAGCAGGAGGCUGUGAAAAGGAACCUUACUGAUGUGGAAGUGCCGAUCCUGAGAUCUGUUGAAGGAGACGAAAAGAUGGGCGCUUAUUUGAAUGAGGCGAAUGCUUAUGAGUCGGAGUUUCAGGGUUCGUUCUGGGGAGAGAAUUAUCGGCGUCUGUUGGAGAUUAAGAAAAAAUGGGAUCCUGAGAGCCUGUUUGUUGUGAGGAGAGGUGUUGGGAGUGAGGGGUGGGAUGAAUGGGGACUUUGUCGGGUUGAGAAGUAG
Molecule: messenger RNA, 1683 nt
Organism: Aspergillus nomiae NRRL 13137
Lineage: Eukaryota; Fungi; Ascomycota; Eurotiomycetes; Eurotiales; Aspergillaceae
Product: FAD-dependent oxidoreductase
Exons: 4
Coding region: 1-1683 (560 amino acids)
Molecular function (GO): FAD binding; oxidoreductase activity
Source: RefSeq, a predicted model, not a curated record